This is a messenger RNA of Poecilia latipinna (sailfin molly), 5019 nucleotides long. RefSeq names its product histone-lysine N-methyltransferase, H3 lysine-36 and H4 lysine-20 specific-like. The coding region runs from base 131 to 4873 and encodes 1580 amino acids. NCBI's taxonomy places the organism in Eukaryota, Metazoa, Chordata, Actinopteri, Cyprinodontiformes, Poeciliidae. The transcript has 6 exons. The record is from RefSeq and is a predicted model, not a curated record.
AGUGCUGCCGCGGGGACUCGCCUCAUCCGCUCUCAAAAAUCCUGAAAUUGGCCCGUUUAUCCACCAGAAUGAGGAGGCGGCGCGGCGCGGCGGCGCUCCGCUACACCGGAAUGGGCCGGAUCAUGUCAGAAUGAGUGGGCCUUCCAAAGGCCCUGACAGGAAGUCCAGCUGCCCUUUGACCCCGGCCCUUGACCCGUGCUGCAUCAGCCCAGCCAUGUCAGCCGCCGCCUCCUCCCUCAAACACACGUCUGUCUACGGCUACAUCCAGUCAGACCACUCUUCCUCCUCCUCCUCUUCCUCAUAUAGCCCCCUGAGGAGGCUGCAGCACCUCACCAAGAUGGUGAGCCGGCCCGACCUGGUGAUGCCGAGCCGGGGGCCCGACCGGCGCUGGGACUGGGGGUCCAACCAGAGGGACAGGACAGAGGACUGCUGGGCAGAGUACAGAGAGUAUUCUGUCUCCCAGGAAGACGUUGACGUCUCAUCUUCUUCUGGUGAAAAGCAAACGGAGCUCCAAAGUGAAAGUAAAGACUUUCCUGCUGUUUGUUGCCACCAGUCUGCUGUUUCUGAGAAAAUGGGAGGCAACUCUCCAUCCAGCCCGCCGAGCCCGGCCUUCUCUCUGGACAGCAGCAGCCCCUUCGCCAACGGCCUGCUGCACUUCGACUCGGCUCUGUUUGAGGCCGACGGCGCCGACGAGGAACCGCAGAGCGCCGCGCAGGGCCCUGGUUUCCUGGACAAACGCGACCAGCCGCCGACCUCGCUGCAGCUCACCCCCGUGGACGCUCGUCUGGACCCAGAGGAGUCGGCGGUGGCGCCGCCCAAGGUGGUGACGCGCUCCCAGUCCUCGGGUCAGCGCCGGCGGUACUGGGACGGCUCAGAGGACGAGUGGGACAGCGACUCGGAGCUCUUCCUGUUCGAUGACUGUCCUGCAUGGCGGACGGUGAGUGUUCGUGUCCUGCAGCAGCCGAGCGGCUCGAGGAAAAAGCCUCCGCCUCCGGUGAAGUUCGCUGAGGGGGAAAUCGUUUGGGCGAAGUUCGGCCGCCGGCCCUGGUGGCCGUGUGAGGUGCUGUCCGACCCGGCACUGGGCGUCUAUCACCGGAUGAAAGAGCCCUGUGACCGGCUCUGUCGGCUAUAUCACGUCCGGACCUUUGGGGAGCCGAAGGAGUACGUUUGGGUGGAGGAAAAAUCAACUCAGGCGUUCCACGGAGGCUUUGAGUUCGACCAACUUCUCCUUUUGAGACGAAGAAGCAAGCAAAGAGAGCAGAACAACAGAAACACUAUCCCUAAGCGUUUCCAGCAUUUGUGGAGAUGCAGUGUGGUCGAGGCUGAAUCUGUUCUGUCUGGGCGACCCGACGUUUCUCCGUCUCUGGCUCCAUCCACAGAUCAAACCUUUUCCUGCAGUUCCCCGGCAGAAGGACAGAAGAAGCCCCAUCCAGCCGUUCCCUCGCCCUCUCUCCUGGUUCCCACUGUUUCUGAACCGUUGCACUUAAAGAACGGAUCCACCUCGUCUGCAGCUACAGCACAGACAAAACCAAGCACUUUAAAGAAAACUUCUACCAAGAAGAAGCGAAGCAAAUCCCUUCAGGACCUUGGGAAUGAAAACACAUUGUGUUGCAGUCUUGAUCAGUCUCACAGAGACAACAGAGAGUGCCCAUACUCUGAUCUCGACUCAGUCCCAAAGAUUUUGUGUCCUAAAGCUCUUGAGCGUCAGCCAAAGCUGCUUCCAUGCCAGCCGUCUGCGGCUGCAGUCAAAGAGCUAAAGAAGCAGCCAGACACCCAGACCGGACUGUGGUUCAGUAAAUCGGGCAGAGACCGGCGACCAAAAACUACCAGCCCAGUGUCGGACCGCUCCCUCUUUAGUAAGGGUCCCUGUAAGAAAAAGCACUUAUCCACCGUUAGCAAGAAGGCGCCGGUUCCCUCCGCCUCGAUGAUCAACAUCAACGCCUGGUCCAAUGACCCAGUCAUACUGGCAGACAGUAAUAAGUCAACAGAUAAUGGUCCAAUACAUGAACACUCAGUACCUGAGAAAUGUAGGGCCAGCGAGGCCAACCCUGUUGAAGGAAGAGGUGGGUCUUUAGACAAACCAAAGGCCCAGCUGUCCACUGAAGACAAACAGACUUCUGAGACCAAAAUAAACCCUUCAAGCAUUUCAUCUGACGACCCGGAUGUUGAAAAAGACUUUCAUCCCUCAAAGAAAGUCGGUUUAAAUGAUGACUCAGAUUCUCCAAAGACGAUAACAUUUGUAAGUUCAACUGAACUUUCUGUCGUAAUUGCUACUAAACAACUUGAUGAAACUGAAAAACCUUCUGACCAGGAGAAAGAAAGAAAGCAGACUUUGGGGCCCUGUUUAGAAGUCGAAAACAGGGAUCCAGUCUCAAUAUUAGAAAAGCAAAAAAAUCUGGUCUCUAAAUGCAGACUCCCGUUUGUGAAACUAAUACGCAAGGAGUUAGAACAAAACAAAUAUUUACACUCAUGUCUGACUAAUGUCACCACUAACAGAAGUGAAUGCAAUAAGAAAGAGAAGACAUCAGAUAGUAAUGUGAAUAAAGCUGCAACUAAUAAAUCAGACUUGACAGGCAGCAAAACGAGCGUCUCCACGGAUCAAAUUACACCUUCAAAAUUCAUCAAGGUCUCAGUCAAGAAGCUACGAGCUAGAAGUGAGUCUGGCCUACUUCGGCUGUCAUCAGAGUCACCGCCUGAACACAACGCUAAGACACCCGAACACAACAAUAAGACAACCGAACACAACGCUAAGACACCCGAACACAACAAUAAGACAACCGAACACAACGCUAAGACACCCGAACACAACAAUAAGACAACCGAACACAACAAUAAGACAACCGAACACAACGCUCCCACACCUGGAAACAACACUAAGACACCUGGAAAUAACGCUUCCACGCCCGGAAACAACACUAAGACACCCGAACACAACACUCCCACACCUAGAAACAACGCUAAGACACCUGGAAAUAAUGCCAAGACCCCUGGAAACAACACUAAGACACCUGGAAACAGCGCUAAGACACCUGGAAACAGCGCUAAGACCCCUGGAAACAACGCUAAGACACCUGGAAACAACGCUAAGACACCUGGAAAUAACGCUUCCACGCCCGGAAACAACACUAAGACACCUGAACACAACACUCCCACGCCCGGAAACAUCACUAAGAAACCUGGAAACAACGCCAAGACACCUGGAAACAACGCCAAGACACCUGGAAAAAACGCCAAGACACCUGGAAACAAUGCUCUCACUUCCACAAAACUUUCUGAUGCGUUGAGCAGCCCAGAAGUAGAACGUAUCCCAGCGUCAAACGUUAGUCUAGAAAGUAUCACCGCCUUAUCGUGCAAUGAAUCAGACAGAUUAGAAUGUAAAGACAUUUCUGUUUGCAGUCAAACAAAGACAUCGUCUGACCAGCCAGACAGCUCAGAGGAAAACACUUCAUCUACUAAAACUGCAGCUUCUCCAACAGGAAGUCCUCACCUCCCUGAAAGUCGGCCUUCUCCAAAAUCCAGAAAAGCUGUUCACAAAUUGACGCAGGCUAAAGAAAUUCAGAAAGUCCUGAAAGAGCAGCUGGCGCAUCUUCCAGCAAGCAGUCGGCUGAUGACCAGAGCCCUGAAGGCCUUGCAGGUUGUCGACCAGAGGAAACGUAGAAAAGCCCAGCAGGAGACUGAGCAAACUAAGCUGAGCAAACCUCUGGACACAGUUCAGGAUUCUGCUGAGCCCAAAUUUGAUAUUUGCACUAAUUUAAAACUUCUAAAAUCUACUCACAUUGACAAUGGUGACUGCUUUUCUAGAUGUAGCUCCCCUUCCAUACUGUUCUCUGAUUCAGAUGAUUUUGAAGCUGAUGUUAAAAGUGAAGAUGAAGACCUUUCAGUUUCUUCAACUCCGCCAAUGGACUUCAUACCGCUUACAUCUAUAGUUAAGGCAAAGCAUGAAGAUCUGCCCCCACCAACACAACCUCCAUCACCUCAAUCACCGUUUUCCUUCAUGAAAGCCUUCAAGAAUGUUACGGAGGUUUCCUUUCAAUCCUUACCAAACGGCAGCAAUGGAAAGCCAGUCUCUUUCAGGCCAGACUCAAAAUACCAGUUUAGCACUUUUCUUAUGAUGCUGAAGGACUUGCAUGACACUAGAGAGCGAGAAGGCGCGCCCCUAGAGUUAGAGAUUGGGCCACCCAGUGGACAUGUGAAGGAGGAGCCGCUGAUGAUGCCAAACAAGGCUCCACUGGAAGGACACAGCCACACAUGUGUUCUUAGCAAAACCGAUCCAAUCGCAGAUAAAAGUGUGAUUGGACAGAGCGGAUGUGGUAAAGGCCAGAAACUCAAGAGGCCCUGUAGCAGAAAGAGUGGCAGCCAUUGGUUGAAAGGGAAAACCAAUCGCAGAGUGUCUGGACCUGGUUUUCCUGGAGUAAAGUCAACAACAGGAAUCACUUCCUGGCCAACAGCAGAUAUCACUUCAAAAAUACUGGAUGUACAAAUUGGCAGUAGCUGGAUUCAGGCUGGCUGUAGUGGAGACAUUGGUGGGCAAGAGGAGCAGCAGAGAUGGGAAAGACUGGAGGGCAACCAGCAGGUUGGUGUUCCUCUGGAAAGGAGGGAAUGUCUGACACUCAUCCUGGAACAGCCAACCAGCCUCGGAGACGACAUGAUGAACAAGACGGACGUGAUUCUUGAAGCUGAGGAACAAGACAAGACUUCAGCCGAACAUAAACGAAUACGAAAACCCAGCAAGAGACUACUUGAAUGGACUGAAGAAUACAACCAGAUUUUCUCCCCAAAGAAGAAACCCAAAAAGUCUCUCCAGCUGUUUGGAAAGGUAAAAAUGAUGCAAAGUGAGCUCUGUUCCGUCUCUAUAAUCAAACAUUGGCUUUAGUUCAUCUUCAAUCAGGCAGUUUAGUUUCCAGGAAUCAAACAUUGUUCUCACAAGUAGGGCUGGGCGAUAGGAGGAAAAUCUAAUAUCUCUAUAUGUUUGCUACAUACAUGAUAUUUUUAAAUAAUCUUCAAUGUUAUCUUAAUCUA